Messenger RNA from Akanthomyces muscarius, 1083 nucleotides. RefSeq lists its product as uncharacterized. Gene Ontology annotation, cellular component: mitochondrion. The transcript is spliced from 3 exons. The coding region runs from base 1 to 1083 and encodes 360 amino acids. NCBI's taxonomy places the organism in Eukaryota, Fungi, Ascomycota, Sordariomycetes, Hypocreales, Cordycipitaceae. The record is from RefSeq and is a predicted model, not a curated record. Gene Ontology annotation, biological process: biosynthetic process; mitochondrial respiratory chain complex I assembly.
AUGAAUAGACCACGCAUUCUAUGCAAUGGCCUAAGGCGCCUGGCCUGCAGCCCGGCCGCUCGCCGGAGCUACAUUACCAAGGCAGAUAUUGAAGGCGCACGCCAGUACUGCGCAAAGGAAUUAGAAAAAGGCGACUACGAUGCACACCUCAUCCGUCGGUUCGCCCAUCCAGCGCAGGACAUGUACACGGCUCUGCGCGCCCUCAACCUCGAGCUCCUUCGCCUCCCGGACAUCGUCUCCAACCCGACCAUUGGCCUCAUGCGCAUCAAGUUCUGGCAAGAGUCCAUCGAUAAGACCUUUGCCGGGCAGCCGCCGCGCGAGCCCAUCUGCAUUUUACUGCACCAGGCGCUGCUAUUCAUGGAUCAGGUCGCCGACGCCGCGAGCAAAAAGUCAAUCAAGUUCUGGAUCGCGCGCCUGAUCCGCACCCGCGAGAAGCACAUGGACAACCGCCCCUUUGCGAGCCUGGCGACGCUCGAGGACUAUGCAGAAAACACCUACUCGACCAUGAUGUACGCGACGCUCGCAAGCCUGGGACUGCGGUCCAUGGAUGUCGACCACCUGGCCAGCCACAUUGGCAAGGCGUGCGGUAUCGCCGCCGUGCUGCGCGGUGUGCCGCUGCUCGCCGCGCCUCCACAGCCCAUCAAGACGCCGAGCGGCGCCGCCCCCCCGACGCGAGAGCCCGCGCUGCUGCUGCCGCUGGACAUCAUGGCGGAGGAGGGCGUCAAGGAGGAGGAAGUUUUUCGCGAAGGCCCCAGUGCGCCUGGCCUACAGGACGCCAUUUUCAAAGUCGCCACGCGCGCCAACGACCACCUCAUCACGGCGCGGGAGAUGCUGAAGCGACUGCGAGCGGGCGAGGAUGCGGGCCACGACUUUGAGCACGAGGGCGAAGGCGCACAUGUGUAUGAUGUCGAGCAGGAGAGCGACAGGGCGAGGGACCUGCACCGAGGGUUCCGUGUGCUGCUGGAAGCGGCGCCGGCGACGUAUUUCCUGGAGAGGCUGGAGCAGGCCAACUUUGACCCAUUUGCGGUGAAGCCGGCUGGAUGGAGACUGCCCUGGCGAGAUAUGGAUAGAUUAUACAUGUGA